AUGAUAGAAAAUAAUACAUUUAUUACAGAUUGAGAUUGGUUCUACUAUUUCACUGUGGCUAUAUUUUUUUUUGAAUUGUAAUUUCAUUCUUUAUUGCUUCCAGUGUAGCGGGUGCUUGAGCAUGGUUUAUUUCUUAUUUGACAGCAUCACAGCUACCCCACAGAAAAAAGGUUCCUCUCCCACACGGAGGGUGGUUGUUGUAGAAUUUUGUCUUAAAGAAAUGGUGGUUUCUUGAGCAAAAUCAAUCACUAAAUGGACGCAACCGUGCGUCUAAAGUGGAACCAAACUCGUGUACAUAUCAGUGCAGUAAAGUAAGCUUUUGUUAAGCGCGCCAGUGUGUAGUAUCCCGGCCGGAAGUGAGCAGGUCAGGAAAGCAAAACGGUACAGGAUAUGGUGUUUCUACAGUUGAAAAUUUGUGUCGCAUUCUGUUGGUCCGUGCUGUGUAGUAAGUGAGUGUUUAUCUAUGUCCACUACGAGCUCCAGUUAAGAGUUACCAGGAACUUUGAUAAGAAUUCAUGCUAGGCAAAGAGACGAAGAAAGCAUUGGUUUGAUGGUACCCUUCAUCAAAACAACAACUACUCUGGAUGCUACCAACUUAUCACAAUAUCAUCCUCCCUCCGAGAUGGACAGUAGAAAUGUGUGCUGAAGCGUCCAGUGACUGCAACGGAAUGCAUAUUUGCCGCAGCUCCUAAAUGUCCCACCGACUGCAAACGAUUACAUUGGCUUGUAUCUAUCGCAAAUGCAUCAAUUAUGCAUUGUUGAAGGCAAAAUUUGUAAGCAAAUCAUCAUAAUCAUCAUCAUGAUUCCCGUGAAAUGCAGCAGGUUGGAUCAGAGGCACUAAAAGCAGGCUGGCUUGAUAUAUUACCAGCAACGUAGCAUCAUCAUUCAUUUGCAAAAUUAGUUAGUUGUGGGAGCAAGAAACAAAAAAAAAACGCAAACGUACACGUUGUCCGGGAAAGAAAGCUUCUCAUGCGAAGUCACCGGAUGCUGCAAAAGGGCAAACGGUAGGUGGGUAGACCGUAAUUAGUCACGACGACAAUACCAUCUGAAUGGAGAUGAACCAAUUAUUGUCGUCGCAAACCACCUGCACACACAGUAGAAACCGUAGCCGCCCCAUCGUUGCAUCGACGCACGAACAACAACAGUCUAAGCAGGCACUCGGUGGUGUUAGCAACAGGAACAAGCAUCGAAUAGAUGGCGGAACAACGAUGGCUCGGUACCGGAAUAAGAUUAAGAAACUGCAUACGCUGGUUUGGCUGGUGUUGCUGCAGCUGGUACUGCUACCGUACGUGCAGGUCGGCCUAACGCUGACCAAAAUGCAAACAAGACAAUCGUGCGAUAAAACACGGCGUAUCUUCACGCAAUCGUACGGUGAAAUCAGCGAUGGUCCAGCCGGUGUUAAUUACACACAGGAUUCUCACUGCGAAUGGUUGAUAAGGGCGCAAAAUGAUAGUCAAUUUAUAACGCUCAAAUUUCGCAGUAUGGGCACCGAAUGCUCGUACGAUUAUAUCUUCAUCUACGAUGGUGACUCGUUCCGCUCACCACUGUUGGGUAGUUUUAGUGGCAAUACGGAACCCCAGCACUUGAUCGCUAGCUCCGGUAGUAUGUUGAUAUUGCUGUACAGCGACACCAAUUACGUGCAGGAAGGCUUUCGGGCAGAGUUUGCUGUUACGAACUGUCCCAACAACUGCACUGGGAAUGGUCGAUGCGUCGAUCAUGCGUGUGUUUGUGAUCGAGGAUGGAUCGGAAGUGAUUGCAGUUUAGAUCCGUGUCCUGACCGAUGUGGAGGUAUAGAAAGUCGCGGGACGUGUUCGAGUGAUCGCUGUGAAUGCUCAAAGGACUAUUUAGGACAAGCAUGUGGUCUCCAUCGCUCAAAGCCUGCUCCAAAGGAGUGGCACUGGAUUACCAACUCUAAAAAUGGACUACCGCCAAGAGCGGCACAUACAGCCGUUUACUACGAACCGUCGGAUGCGCUGUACGUCUUUGGAGGUUACAAUCUAAACGAAGUGUUCGACAGUCUAUACGUGUUCCGGUUUGAUAGAAACCACUGGGAAGAUGAGUGGGGCAUUCGCGUCGACCAGAACUACACUGAACCGUCCUCGGAGGAAGAAAAGCUUCUCCGAAGGACACAGUUUCUCGAAGAGGAAUCGGAACGGUUGUCCCGGGAACCGAAUUUUCUAAGCAAUGUUAUCUACACACUUUCGGACAAUCGAACCGGCAUUGGGUACGGCGAAGGACUUUCCAACGGAACGCGCCCGGCCGGGCGAUACGGACACGCAGCAUCCGCUGUCAGUGAUGGGUUCGUAAUCUUCGGUGGAAAGCUCGCAACCAAUGGUGAGCUGGCAAAUGAUUUGUGGCUGUACAACGUAUCGCACAACGGUGGUACAUGGUUCGAGCGUGCGACCGAAUCGCCGGUAAGGCCACCGGCACUGACGCGCCACACACUCACACUUGCCGGCGAAUUUCUGUACGUGUUUGGCGGCGCAAUGGAGGACGGUGAAUUUUCAUCGAAACUGUUCCGGAUAAAGCUCAUUCCGGACGCAUCGGAUGCAGAGCGAUGGGAGGAAGUGAUACCGCGCGGUGGCAAAUCGCUUGAUGUGCGUAUGGUUGCGCACACCACCUCGUACCAGCGCGCAACCAACUCACUGAUCGUGUACGGUGGUUUGCUAGCGAAUGUGGCCCGUUUUUCACGCCUUUCCGAUCGAAUGUUUGCGUUUCAACUUGAUCACAAACACUGGGCAGAGUUGCAGUACCCUCGUACGGCUCUGCACGAUGGAUAUGCACCGCGUGAACGUGCUUUUCACACGACGAACAUUAUUGGCAACUAUCUGAUCGUUUUCGGUGGUUACUCGCACAAGCACAACAAGGAAGAGAUUUGCUACGAUAAUCAGAUGUACCUGUAUCAUCUGGGAUGUCACAGCUGGAUAAAUCCGGAAGUGCUAGGACCGGGACCGGGCAGUAAAUAUCGCUAUCCGAAGAAGCAGGGUGUGUUUGCACAUGCGGCUGCCGUGCGGAAAGGAAACACGCUGCUCAUCGUUGGUGGUUACCAUGGUAAUGUGAAUGGUGAUCUGCUCGCCUACUCGCUACCGCUCAUGCUGGUGGUGCACGUCGAUGUAACGUUUGCACCGGAAGCCGCUUGUCCAAGGCAUACAUCGUUCAACGAGUGUUUGGCUGAUUUGGAGUGUGGCUGGUGUUCGGCAGACAGUGUGUGUUACGGCCGUACGAUCGGAGCAAACUGUACGACUAACCUACAGACGACGCGCUGCAAAGGUAUCUGCUCCGUGUUGGGCGAUUGUCAUUCGUGUCUGGUACACGGUACAACGACGCUAGACGAAGAUGGUGAAGACCCUGGUCGCAAAGCAGACAAACACCUGCAGCACAUGCAAUCCAUCGCGCACAAGCUCGGUCUGGAUCGGUGCACCUGGUGUGUGCAAAAUGCUCGCUGUCACCACAAGGACGACAAUUAUGGCGUGUGUGGGGAGGAUACACCUUCCCAGAAGCCGGGCUGGUGGGGUACCAAAGGUACGGAAGUGACGAAACCGAGUGAGUGUACAUCGCAGGACAAACGGCCCGGGUUGACGUUUCUGAAGUAUCUGCAUCCGAUGAACAUGUCCAUGCCGGAUGCGGUAAUGAUCGUGAACGCCACAAUGGCCGAUUUUACCUCACCUCCAACAAACACACCGACAGAACAACAGCUCGGUGGGCAGGUUGUGGCCCGCCUGCUCGGCUUCAUUCGCUUUCCACCCAUGACGGAUCAAUCGAUGGCGCUGCUCCAGGCGUGUGUUAGUCAUGCCGAUGCAAUACUUCGCACGGUGCAAGUAUCGACACAGGCAGGGCGUAAAGGGGACACGACGGCAAACGCUCCGCUCACUACCCUGGUAAUGGAAACGAUGGUGUCCACAAACAUAACUGCGAACGAAAGCGUCUGCGGGAUGGUAAAGUGGGCCGAUCGUGCAAACAUAUUGGUAGAUUUUCAGGCUCAAAGAAAUAGUCGCGGCGCAGGAGGUUAUUACGGCGGUUCCGGUGGGCACCAUCAUCACCAUCACGGACAUCAUCCGGAUUUGAGCAAAAUGAGUCUGCAACACUUCUACGGUAAUGUGCUGCAGGCGUUUACAUUCGAAUUUCUCGAACCGUACUCGAACGGAACGGCUUGCGCCUCGUACGGUAACUGUCUCGAGUGCCUUUCCGACUCAUCCUGUGGCUGGUGUGAACUAACGAACGGUUGCUUAUCGCGCAAAGCAAACGAAUCGGAAACGUGCCGCCGUGGUUUGGACUGGCGCUAUCUAACCAUCCAGCCGGCGCACUGUUCGAACUGUACGAACUUUGUCUCCUGCGAGCAGUGUAUCGGCCAUUCGGGAAAUCAGUGCGAGUGGUGGACAGAGGAUGCGACCUGCGCACGAAGAGGACGCUCGGAAGCGGCAGUACGGACGCUGGACCAGUGUCCAACACCUUGCUACCAGCGGACGGAUUGUUCCGCUUGCUUGAAUGAUCGUGGUCGGUGCGUGUGGUGUGAAGCCACGAGCCAAUGUUUCUCCUUCUCGGUGUACACCAGCGAGUAUCAGUUCGGGAUGUGCCGCGAAUGGCUCGAUCAAACGCUUCCGAUCACGGUACCACCGGUAAUAGAUCAGGACGGAACAAGUGCACCGAUGGUGCAGCAGUGCAAAUCGUGCGCCAGCUUUCAAAACUGUUCCUUUUGUUUGCGUUCGCUUAGCUGCGGCUGGUGCUACGAUACGGACAAUCCGAUCAACGGUAUGUGCAUGCAGGGUGACUUCAACCGCUCGACGCAGGGAUUGUGUGGCAAUGGGCAACUGCUGCUACCAGGUACAUCGAACGUGACGGAACCGGUACGGACGAGCUGGGCAUAUGCCCAAUGUCCCGAUGUGGAUGAAUGUGAGCUGCGACUGCACGACUGUCACAAGCAGGCAGAGUGUAGCAAUACGCACGGUUCGUACAGCUGCAAAUGCCGCAAAGGUUUCGUUGGCGACGGUGUGCGCUACUGCCAGCAGACGUGUUACGAAGCCUGUACCCACGGGCAUUGCUCGGGGGCGCCCGAUUUCCGGUGUGUUUGCGAUCUCGGCUGGACUGGUGUGGACUGCAGUGUGAACUGCGCGUGCAAUAACCAUUCCACCUGUCUGCAGGGUGUCGGACGUUGCGAUCAGUGUUUGAACUGGACGGAGGGUGAAUUUUGCGAACGGUGCAGUCCGGGCAGCUUUGGCAAUGCGACGACCGAGGCAGGUUGUCAGCGAUGUGACUGCAACGGUCACGGUAAUGUGGCGCUCGGGAUCUGUGAUGCGAAGACGGGCGAAUGCUACUGCCAGGAUUACACCGAGGGAUUGCGGUGUGAGAUGUGCAAUCGCAAUUUUUACGGCGAUCCCAAGGAUGGCGGCCAGUGCUAUCAUCAGUGUGCGUCACGCGGCGUAUUGACGCAGGUUGGCACGCAAGGACUCGGAUCGUUUCAGUCGUAUCGGUCGAGCUGGAGCGGACAGGAAACGCGUGAAUGUCUCUGGAUCGUAAGUCCACAGGGACGUGGCGGUGGAGGAGCAGGAACAGUUGGAGAAGGUACUGUAGGAGCAGUCUCGACAGAGCUCCGUAACGCGAUCAUACAGAUCAAGAUCGAACAAGAACGAAUGAAUGUGACGUGCGGCGAAAAUGCGGUGUACGUGUAUGAUGGUCUGCCCGAUCUGACGGGUGUCGCCCAACAGAAGCAGCUGAUCGCGGUAUUCUGUAACGAAGAACGCGGAUCUUGGAUAGCGGAAGCACGUUCCGGCCAUUUAACCGUACAUUUCAAAAAAGGACCCUCACCGGAGCAGGGUUUCAACGCAAUCUAUUCGGUGUUGAGUUGUGCCGCAGCAAGCUGUCAACGGCCGUACCAUUGCACCGACGAUGGGCGCUGUGUUUGUCCGAAAGGUUUCACGGGGCCGCGCUGUAUGAUGCGCAUCUGUCCGUCCGAUUGUAACGAGGAAAGCAAACAGGGCACGUGUGACAAUGCGUACGGCCGGUGUAUCUGUGCGCCCGGGUACGGUGGGGACGACUGUUCGUCUAUCGUCAAACCUUCCUGUGUGGUGUUUACCGAGCUGUUCAAUUCAUAUCUGGUGUCGGAUAGUUUCGAGCAUUUGCGUAAAACAUUGCCACGGUUCGGUCAUUCGCUAGUGGCAGAUCGUCGAGGAUCGCUGUGGAUGUUUGGUGGUUAUUCACUGUCGCACGGACCGUUGAACGAUAUACGGCAGUUUGACACGAAGAAUAACACCUGGAUGCAGGUAACCGUUGAUUCUAGUCCGGAGGAUCGUAUGCCGCAGGGACGUUACUAUCAUGCAGCGGAAAUCAUUGGCAGUCGGCAAGCAAUCUACGUGUACGGUGGUCUUUCACGCAACGGCACACUGGACGAUCUGUGGCAGUUCGGUUUGCAGACGCAGCGUUGGAGUUUAGUGGUGCCGCAAAACGAAACCCAUCCACCGGCACUUGCUGGCCACACGCUAACGGCUGUCGGGCGCGAAGAAUUACUGCUGCUGAUCGGUGGCUACACCAUCGGGCGCGGUCUGCAAGGUACCGUGUGGUUGUUUAAUCUUGCUACGGCUAGCUGGACAAUGGUCGCGACACACGGAUCAUCGCCCGGUGGCAUCUAUGGUCACACGGCCGUGUAUCACGCACCAAGUGCGGCCGUAUACGUGUACGGUGGUGUGCGCAGACAGCUGGAUAGCAAUGAAUCGGGUGUUUCGAAGCGAUUGUACGCAUUCAGCGUUACCACGCACCGCUGGACGGAGCUACCAUCGUUUAUCUACCACGGUGCCGAGUAUGUACCACCGGGACGAUAUCUCCAUUCAGCGGUCGCAACCCAACACUACAUGCUGGUAUUUGGUGGCCGUUCCACUGGGAACGGUACGGAUUCGCUUGCCCGCGACGAUGUGAUGGUGGCGUACGUGUAUCGCUGCAACCAGUGGAUCCGGUUGGCGAAGGAUGCCAAGAAGGUGGGUGCAAGCUACAGCUAUACGUACGCACAAGCGAUGGCCCAGGAUCCGGAGGGUGGUUCAAUCUACGUGGUAGCCGGCUGGGAUGGUAGCAACCAUUGUCGGGUAACGCGCAUCGAUCUGCCGGAGGAUAUGUGCGAUCUGUGGAGCGGCUCGAAGUACCUGUGCCGACAGUACUCCGGUUGUAGCUUCUGUUCGGUCAAAGGUAUCCCGGGUGAAGCGCCCUCACAUUGCUACUCGGCCGGUGGAACGUAUCAAGCCUGCGAAGGUUACAAUGGGACGAUCUCGUUCAACAGUGGUGCGUCUUGCGAUAGCGAGUGGAUCGGACGAAGAGCUUGCACGUCGUUUAAAACAUGUUCCACUUGCUUGGCCAGCUACCCGUGGCACGGUGAAACCGAAUCACCCUGCAAAUGGUGCCCGGAGUGCCAUCCAAUGGUUAGCUGCAUGGAACGAUCGUCCGACUGUGGUACACACAAUGGAUGUAUCGCUAAUCAAACCGCGCUGAUCACACAGAACGAGUGUCCGGGGCUGCCGGGGCGUGGCUGUGUAGCGGAUGAUUGUGAAAGUUGCGGCGCUAUGCCGGGAUGCAGCUGGCAGGAGGACCAGGGUGGAUUGAAACACCGAUGUCGGGAAGCGACGAUACCUACGGCGGACGAGAUGGAUGCAUCGAAAAAUGAUACGCGAGCCGUAAGCUGCCCGUUGCCCUGUAGCGCUUUUAAGAACUGCAGCACGUGCGUUAAACAUUCCAGCCGACCAUCGGAGUGUCUUUGGUCCACGCAGCUGAAUGAGUGUAUAUCGCCGAUGUUCCAACCGCUGUACUGUUCCGGCGGCAUCUGUGGGUUGAUCGUGCGUCCGAACGAUCCACAGCACUGUCCGGAACCGUGCGCAAGCUUUACCCAGUGUACGAACUGCCUGCGCCAUGCGUACUGCGGUUGGUGCUCAAGGAAUGGCACGGAUGGGGACGGUGUGUGUACGGAGGGUUCGGUUGAUGGACCGGCCAACCAUCCGGCGGGAUCGACCUGUGCCGCAAUCUAUCAAACGCGCAGCAAAACGCCAGCCAACGCGACGGAACCGUUUGGCUGGAAUUACUUCAAAUGUCCGCCGGAAAACGAGUGCGCCAACGGGCAUCACAACUGCAAUGCCAAGUCGCAACGGUGUGUUGAUCAUCUGCACGGAUACGAGUGUGUGUGUGCGCCGGGGUACAACACAUCGAGUCUUGGCGGUGGUGGCAUGUGUGUGCCAGUGUGCAGCCAAGGGUGCGUACGUGGCGCAUGUACGGAACCGGACGUAUGCCGGUGUGAUUUUGGUUACGUCGGUGCCAACUGUAGCAUCCAGUGCCAGUGCAAUGGACACUCGAACUGUACCGGUGCGGAUCAGCUGGAUCGUUGCGGCCAGUGCCACAACAAUACGAUGGGUGCGCAGUGUGACAAAUGUCUCCCAUUUUAUGUCGGCGACCCACGGAACGGUGGUAGCUGUGUACCAUGCGUGCAGUACUGUAACGGUCAGACGGAUCUUUGCAUUGGGCGCGACCAAGAAGCGACGAUGCGUAAUAUGACGCGACAGGAGCUGAAACAGCUUGUGAUGGAGGGCCCAACCGGGGAUGCAAUAUGUCUCGGGUGUGGGAAUUAUACCGAUGGCGAUCAGUGUGAGACAUGCGUCCCGGGAUAUUUUCGCAAAUCGGCCACCCCGGGCAAGGCGUGUUCACCGUGUGAGUGCAACGGGCAUGGGGAUAUGUGUGAUCCGAUGACGGGGGAGAAAUGUAACUGUGGCAAUAACACCGAGAGUGACAAUACAUGCUCGUCCAAGGGUAAGAACCAUGCCUUCAACUGCUGGUCGCUGCAGUGUACGAAGUGUCGGGAUUCUUACUCGGGCCACCCGAACAAUGGACAUCAGUGCUACAAGCACAUCACAGUCGAGUCGCGCAUGUGUUUCGAUGCCAAAACGAUCGAUGAGUGUAAAAUUAAACCGCAGCCACUAAAACCCGGCCAGACGGUGUUUUUCGUCAUUCAACCACGCUACAUGAAUGUUGACAUACGCUUCAUCGUGGAUGUGACGCAGGGUGAGCUCGAUUUCUACAUGAGCCCGACGGACGAAUCUUUCAUCGUGCAGACGAACGUCUCGACCGGGCAUCACGACAUUCUGCUCGACCGAAGAUACGUUUGGUACCAACAGCACACUAGUUAUGUAUCUCUAUGGUCAUCCGCCGUGCCAACACUCGGGUCCAUAGACUUGCACCCGCUCAACAUUCAAGGGUCGGAGGUACCGCUAGCAGGUGAGAAAACUUCCCCUGUUUGCGGUGGUCUAGGGAACGACGAUUUCUACGUAUUCGAUCGUGAUGCACGCGAUCUGAUCACGUACGAAACGUUGAACGAGUGCAAAUCGCUGCUGCGGGUGUUUGGUCUUAAAAAUCGGCUUGUCGUUACGCUGCCCCACACGGUGCAUGCGCUGGGGCAGACCAAGUUUUACAUUGCGCUGCGGGCACGCCCCGGAUCGACCGCCAGCUAUGGGUUGGUGUUUUUCCGCCAGGAUCAGCUCCACAUCCAUCUGUUCGUGUUUUUCUCCGUGUUUUUCUCGUGCUUUUUCCUGUUUCUCGCGCUCUGCGUGCUGGCGUGGAAAGCGAAACAGGCGGCCGAUAUGCGCCGGGCCCGCCGGCGCCAUGUCGUCGAGAUGCUGCACAUGGCGAAGCGACCGUUCGGACGGAUCAAUCUUUCACUCGAGGGUCCAUCGGAGGGUAUCAUUACGCCGGCACCGCAUCGGAGACGUGGCCGAACUUCGAAACAUUCCACCGGUGGUAGUGCCGGUAGUAAUGCGAACAAUGCACACGGCCAUCAUCAUCACCAUCAUCACCAUCAUCAUCAGCAGCAGCACCAUCAUCAACCGGAUAUAGGUCCGAUAGCGUUAGAGCCGACGGCGGAUAACUAUGCCGCCGUCGGGACGGUGUUCGUACGUUUGCCGGGCAAACAAAAGUCACACAUAACGCUCGCACUUGCAUCGGCACUGAUCGUUAUGGGGCGCACAUCCGGUGGCAGCUAUCCGUCCCAUUCGCGUGCGGCCGGCAGUGGACACCAUCGCCGGCGUAGCUCACCUGGUGGAGGCAGUGUUUGUCACGCCUCGCCACGACAACAUCCACUUCAUUACUAUAAUCAGCAACAGCAGCAGCAGCAACAACAGUUGUCACUGCAACAUAUGCAUCGGGGCGAACCAGCGGAUGUGGUCGGACCGCUGGCGGAACGACAACCAUUUAUCGAAGUCCACCACGAGCAAGUUCCGCUGCAACCGCUUGCAUCGAACCGCGAGCGGCAGUAAAUCUAGGAAUCGCGUUAGGAUGAUGGAAUCUGAUAACUCUCAAUUAGCUGUCGGCAAAACACACAGGGACCUUUUUGCGCAUCGUUUAGCUAAUUCAUUGUUAGAUUUCAUUUGUUUUUGUUUUUUUUAUUUGUUUGUUGCUUACAACAAAUCAAGAAUAGCACGAAAUCGUUUGGAUGUGGGUGAAUGUGCAUUUGAACGUCCGGAAGUAUUAAUACAUCAUUUCCUUGGUAGAAAUUGGAAUGUUAUUGGAAUGGGAAAGGAUGAGCCUGUUUGUGUUACGCAUCGCACUUAUCAGCGUAACAUUAGUCAAAUUACAAAUCCGUUUUGUAACACAAACACAACGCACUCACGAUGCAAGUGGGGGUGACGAUACUCGGAACAUUUGUUGAUCUGUUAAGUGAUAAGCUAUUUUUUGCUUGCGGUAUGCGGGUAAAGACGAUGAAUGAAGACCAUAGACCAAUGCUUUUUUAUUUUACUAUUUCUAAUGUAACGUUUUUGUUUUGUGUUGUUUCUUCAGUAAUCUCAGCCCACAAGCAAUGCACAACUCGCUUUCUUUUGAGUUUAGAUGCCUAGCGUGUGAUUAUAUUAAUCGAGUAAGAUCUUUUAAAUUAAAUCUAUUUACAAUGUGUAAUCUAAUAAGUUUUGGACCGGUGCAGGUCUGGUAGGAAAUUUGUACAUUAGCUUAAAAUGUUAUACUAUGUGUGUGUGUGGGUGCGCGUGAUUGUGUUAAGAAGUUUUGCCAACAUUGAUCUCGCAGAAAUGCUGAUGGAUGAGGCAUUCUGUUUGUGGGAUUUUCGAACAAAAAAAAAAAGACAACUGCACAUCCAUUGUGCGUUUUUCCUAAUGCAUGAUAGUUACACAGCAUUGCGUCCGUAAGCAAGCCAUUACGAAUGAUUUUCAUCUGUAUUAUGAAUGUGCGUUUGUUUGAGAGAAAUUCGUAGCGUAUUGAUCGCGUACGCGUGAUCAAAGGGAUGAGCGAGUGCAAUACAGAGAUUACUUAACAGCUUUAGAUUUAGUUACGAUAUCAGUUAGUAGUAGCAUCAGUAUGCGUACGCGUAUAGCGAACUUGAUUAAGCGCAGUACUAUUUAUCCUAAGCCACCGUAACCAAAACGUGAUACCGAAUGUUUACCAGCAGAGAUCGUUCUUCACAUUCGCACCUGGGACUGUCGAGGUUUUCCUCGAGAGCGCAGGGGCAGCGUGUUUUGAUCUCGAAGCACAGCACUCGCAAAUUAUUGUUAAAAACAAACAAAAAUUAAAAAUAUUUUCUUUGCAGCUGCAGUACAUUAUUAUUCUGCUCACACUAGAAACACAAUACUGCUACUUACCGAUCGAACGUACCACAAUGCAAUGCGUUUUAAAGACUUAACGUAGCCCGUUUUUCGUGCCAGAACGAGAAAAUGUACUUGGUUUUGUUUCCCCUGCGGACAGUAGCUAAAAGCUUGCCGCCUACCAGCGCAGAGUGUGUGUGUGUCGAUAAAUCGAUUAAUCCCGAUAGAAUGGAGAAUGCGAGAUUUAGUAUAAGUAUACAUACGCGUAGAAUAAAUUGAGUAAGAAACUAAACAAAAACACACACACACACUAAAUUCCACAAUGUGGUAAACUAUAGCGAAGAAAUGAUGACGAUGUAGAUAAAUAUAAAGUAAGUCAGCAAGUAAGAAAAUCAAAACCAAACCGAACAAUCGCAAAACAAGAAGAAAAAGUGGGGAUAAAAACCAAGUUCGCCAUUUACAAGAUGGUGUCCCUACAUCCCCGUUUCAAAGCAUAAAUUCCUGUAUGCUGGGUAAUAUUUUGUAUAUGACGUCGGAACGCCGGCCAUGCGACAGCAAACAAACCACACAAUAACAAACAAUAACAAAACUAA
Molecule: messenger RNA, 12136 nt
Organism: Anopheles funestus (African malaria mosquito)
Lineage: Eukaryota; Metazoa; Arthropoda; Insecta; Diptera; Culicidae
Gene: Megf8
Product: multiple epidermal growth factor-like domains protein 8
Exons: 6
Coding region: 1050-10271 (3073 amino acids)
Cellular component (GO): Golgi apparatus
Molecular function (GO): calcium ion binding; protein binding
Source: RefSeq, a predicted model, not a curated record